Molecule: messenger RNA, 4038 nt
Organism: Sardina pilchardus (European sardine)
Lineage: Eukaryota; Metazoa; Chordata; Actinopteri; Clupeiformes; Clupeidae
Gene: dab1b
Product: DAB adaptor protein 1b
Exons: 15
Coding region: 456-2126 (556 amino acids)
Biological process (GO): ventral spinal cord development; lateral motor column neuron migration
Cellular component (GO): cytoplasm
Source: RefSeq, a predicted model, not a curated record
UGAGAGAGAAGGUCCUGGAUGCUGUCAGAUAUGUAGGUCUGGAUUAAAAAGAAACAGUUGGUCUGUGGAACGCAGUAAUGCAAAGGAUAUGGAAUUACUAGAAGAUUUUUACGGAAAGACCAAACAUGGAUUUACGCAUGAUAUUUUGGACUGUACAGUGUGCAUCGGUCACCAUUACAAAAAAGGUUCUCAAACAAGCCAGAAUGAUGCAGAGUCCCCACAAGUGACCGGGACUAGGACACUGGCUCUUCAGCAAAGAAUGAAUUAGUUUGAGAGAAGGGGGGAGUACCCAGCCUGCCUUGAACAACACAAAGUGGACCUGUUCUAAAAGACUACUGCCAUUGCUUGACAUGGACAUGUAACAAAGGAUAAGUGACUACCCGCCAGUGGAAGUUGAACACUAGAGGACUACCCCAUGCUGGACCCGCUACUGAAAGCUCGAAGGACUCAGGAGGAUGUCAACAGAGGCAGAAGUUACACCAGGUGGCAAAACCAGCGUGAGAAAGGAGUCGCGGAGGAGAGGCCAGGAUCGCAGUGAGGCAGGCCUGAUCAAGCGCUUCAGGGGGGAUGGUGUCCGUUACAAGGCCAAGCUGAUUGGGAUUGAUGAGGUGACAGCAGCGCGUGGCGACAAGCUGUGCCAGGACUCCAUGAUGAAACUCAAGGGGAUUGCGGCUUCAGCUCGAUCAAAAGGCGAACACAAGCAGCGAGUGUUUCUUACCGUCUCCUUCGGCGGGAUUAAGAUCUACGACGAGAGAACAGGAGUCAUGCAGCACCACCAUGCUGUCCACGAGAUCUCCUACAUCGCGAAGGACACGCGAGACCACCGUGCCUUUGGCUAUGUCUGUGGCAAAGAGGGCAACCACAAGUUUGUGGCCAUCAAGACUGGUCACUCAGCCGAGCCUCUCAUCCUUGACCUGCGUGACCUUUUCACACUUGUCUACGACAUAAAGCAACGAGAGGAGGUGGAGAAGAAGGCUCAGAGAGAUAAACACUGUGAGCAGGCCGUCUACCAGACUAUUCUUGAGGAUGAUGUUGAAGAUCCCGUUUACCAGUACAUUGUGUUUGAAGCUGGACACGAGCCUCUCCAUGGCCCACAAUCAGAGGAAAGCGUUUACCAGGUCCCAUCCAGUCAGCAGAAAGAAGGAAUCUAUGAUGUUCCAAAACGUCAUCUAAUGACUAACAUCAACCAGUUUGACCUUUUUGGUGACAUGGCCACUCCACCAGACAUCUUGUCGAUGCCCGCCUCCCCGGCCAACACGCUGGACCCCAACCGCAGCCGACGGCAGCGCCAGCUCCCCUCCGAGCUCUUCACCCACUUCAGUCCUCCAGCUGUGCCCUCAGGCUACAUGACCAUGGGUGCUGUCCAGGCUGCACAGUGGGCCCAGCAGUCGUUUGCUGCCCAGGGCCCCCUGGCAUUCGGGGUGCAGGGUCCCCUCCAAAUGGCCCAAGUUCUGCCUGGGGGUCAGCCGGUGAUCUGGGGCCAGGCCAACCUCUUCCACUCGCCGGCCACGGGCCAGCAGCAGUGGGCGUUUGUGCCAGCGCAGACGGUGGGCAUGAGCGGGCACCCGCUCCCGGCGGCCGUCCUCCAGGGUCUGGUGCCCAUCGCCGCCAUGCGGCCGCACUCCUGCGAGCCCUCCACCGCCCCCUCGUCGGUCAUGGGGAGCCCGCAGCACACCGUGGAUCCCAAGCUCCAGCCGGGCGGCGCCAGGGAGGCCGUGGGCGAGGGCGCCCUCGCGGGGGUCCAGCUCCCGCUGGCAGGGGCAGCGCUGGCCGGCACCGAGCAGGCGGACGUGGCCGGAGCCUCGCAGGCGGCCGUCGGCCAGGAAGGGGACGACAGCUGCGCCGACCUUGAUCUGUCGCAGAUGACUUUGACCCCGGGCUCGUCCUCGUCACCCUCCACCAGCGACACAUCCCCUACACCAGCCUCUAAGCAGACCCCACCCUGCCAGUCUCCGCCGCCCCAGACUGGGGAGCUCCCUGCGGAGCCGUCACCUUUUGAAGCCGCAGCCUGCCCUGCUCAGAGCACAGGAGAGGAAUUGGGUGCCUGUGCCAGCAGUCCCUGCCCAACAGAAAGUGAAACACAAUCUCCAGUGGACCAGUCCAACACAACAACAUCAGAGUCCUAAAGAGAGACAAGCUAAUGAAGUUUCCCCACCAUCUCUACCAUGCUGCCAGAACAUAGCUGGGGACAUUUAGACUGGUUGUGGAGAAUUUUCUUCUUUUUUUCUAGUUGCCAAAAACGUCUCAAAUAUUAUGAAAUAAUAUUUGAUACCACCAAAGUCAUAUUAUAUGCCAUGAAGGAUCUCCAUUCAAAUUGUGGAUUGCAGGAAUAUGUUCAAAACAGAAAAGAACAUGAAGAAACUGCGGUGAUGAAAUUCUUGCAUAGGAAAAAUAUUUUUGAAAAUAUCUGCAAUAAGGCACACUGUGUUUAAAGCUUGUUGCAACAUCAGUUCCCAGACUGUAUAGAUAAGUACUUGCAGUCCUACUUAAAGGACUUAAAAGCCCUUCAUGACUUUGACAUUGUCGUGUCACAUACGGCAACACAGGGCAGCCCUGCUUGAGCAAUCAGAGCUGUUGCGCUUUUCAAGCAAUGGCCACGACCGACCGCCCCCAUCUCUGCUUCAACCCUGACCUGGCGUGGACUCUGCUCUCUACACUUGUUCCCAUGCUGAGGGCAUCUACACACAAACUGCAGGCCUGGGCCCAUUGUGAAAUGGUGAAGUCUUGGAUUUUUCUCUCUUUUUUUCUUUUUUGUUUUAAGAAUUGUUUCACAGUUGUCACGCUUUUUUGGGGGGUUGUUUGUGACCAUGAAGAGCUGUGGAGAGAGAGAGGACUCGUCACUCCAAAAGGGAACUAUGGAAUGCCAUUCAAGCAUGGAUUCCUCAAACAAAAAAAAAAGGAAAGACAGAUGUUUAUUCUCGAUAGCUUUUAUACAGUGAGAAAAAAAAAUAAAAAAGCUUCUUUGUUCUCUUUCUUUCUUUUUCUACCUUGUAAGUCACUCAAGCAUUUGUUCUUUGGUCAACCCAUGUGUUUUAGUGUGAUUAAAAAAAACUCUAUUCUGUUGCCAAAAUAUCAUUUUGUAAAUACAGUCGGGAAACACUCAUGGACCUUGGUGGUUUGACACUAGCCUCAGUGCCAGCUACUGUGGUUCCUAAGCAGCGCUGCUUCUGACGGGGAGUCUUGCUGGAGGCUUGGCAGUUAUUCCACACUGUUCCACUGAGGCUGUCACCCCCCUGUGUCCUGUGUGAAUAAGUAAGAUUGGCACCUAAAGGUCUUACUGCAGCUGAUUUUGUCAGUCCAUUGGAUGGGUGUUGAGUGCAAGUGGUUCGGUGUGUGCUAAAAGACUAGCACUGCUCAAGUGCGUAAUCUGUUGAUGGGUCAGCGUUGUUUGGUUCAGUUGAAGUUUCAGUUGACGUGUGUUGGGAAAUAGUGAUACAAGAGUAGACAUGUUUUCAUCCCAGUCUUUCCCUCCUAAAAGAAAUGUCGAAGAGACUUUGCAAUCAGUUAUACCCAUGACCCGUUCCAUGUGCUGUUGUGUGUCGACACUGGCGUCUCUGUUCUCAAUGCGACUUGGAGGCCCUUUUGGAAGCAGAAAAUACAGCUUUAGAGCUCUGCCUGAUUUCAUUGUCCUUCUGUUUUUUUAAAAUACAGUUCAUUUUGCCUUAUGACUUUGUAUGCAGAAUCAGUCAUGCUCACCCUCUAAAGUCAAUGUUUCAGUCAUUCAUUAUAGUCACAUUCUCUCAUUGUGACUAGAGUUUUGGCCAUGCCGACCUGACCUGUUAGAUGUUGUCCAGAUAAAUCUGUGUAAUCCUCAGCAGACCCAUGUAGUGGUCAGCCAUUCACAUGUCAUGUAUUGAUUAAUUUACUGUAAUAUCAUGGGGGAUUUAAUAUUGCAAUAUAGUUCGCAAAUUUAACACAACUUGUAGUUUGUUUUGAACAAGAAAAGAAGAUUAUAUUUAUGACUACAAUGUUUGUUUUGCUUUCCAAUUCAACAUCUUGCCAUGUAAUGCUGUCAAAAAAAUAAAAUGCCAUACAAUU